Messenger RNA from Miscanthus lutarioriparius, 324 nucleotides. Lineage: Eukaryota; Viridiplantae; Streptophyta; Magnoliopsida; Poales; Poaceae. The record is from the annotation of a GenBank genome assembly.
AUGGCCACAGGCGUAUUGGGCUGCUUCAGGCCGGCAUCGUUUGACCUCUGCAUUUUUUCAUGUCUCCUGCUGGCCGGCGUGCCCUGGCUUGUGGUUGGUGGGCCUUACUGGGAUGUCCCUGUAGGAAGAUUGGACUCCAAGAAGGCGAGCCUGGACCUGGCAAACAACGACAUCCCCACUGCUCAGCAAGGCCUCCUCACGCUCAUUGCCAAGUUCUGGGAGAAGGGCCUUGAUGCCACUGACAUGGUGGCCCUCGUCGGUAUGCUGCUCCCUCCAAUUCCUCUGCUAAAACCACCAGUCUUCAGGAUUCCAACUCCUGCCUGA